UUGGCGGAUGUCUGUAUUGUUCUUAGAAACAGCAGUCGGGCUGUAGUCUCGGCCGUCGACAUAGUCCCUAGAAAUAUCAUUUACCUUAAACAGGGAAAUGAAAUGCUAGCGGAUGUCGAGCUUAUUGAGGUUUGGGGGAUUUAGGGUUUCAUCGAGCGAUUCUUAUGGGUCUGUUUGCCCCUUCAACUAAUUUUCACGGUUUCUUCUGUGACUGAUUGGGUGAAUCAGGCGAGUUAAAACUACCAGGAGGUAGUAUAGACCCCAACGAUGGCGAUUACCUCGAAACAAAGUAUGUUGGACUCCAGGGGACUCGUUACAUCUGAGAGACUGCUGUUGGCGUACGCGUCGAUACCGAUGACAGUACAGUAUUUGGCAGGACCGCAAAGCUCACAAGUAGGCCUGGGGAGGAUCUCACUAAUCUCCAACGUGAGAUUUUGUGCCUUGUGACUGUCGUG
This is a messenger RNA of Tuber aestivum (summer truffle), 455 nucleotides long. NCBI's taxonomy places the organism in Eukaryota, Fungi, Ascomycota, Pezizomycetes, Pezizales, Tuberaceae. The record is from the annotation of a GenBank genome assembly.